AUGUUUAAUCAUUUAUUUAUUGUUACUACGCUUUCCAAUUUUGUUCAAGUACAACGAAAUCGACAUAAGUAUGAAUUAGUUCUCGAAUAUGAAAUCAAAUGUUAUUUGGUACAUGAAAGAGUUGUAUCACCAGAUGAUGAAAAUAUUGGGCAAAGUUUCUCUAACAUCGCCGAAUGCUACGAACAUCUUAAUCAACUAAAAAUGACACUUGAUUAUUAUGAACGAGCAUUAGCUAUUUAUGAACAAUGUCCAUCCUGCUUGUCUGACAUAAAAUAUCAAAUAAAAACUAUUAUUACACGACUAUUAUGA
This is a messenger RNA of Adineta steineri, 309 nucleotides long. The record is from the annotation of a GenBank genome assembly. NCBI's taxonomy places the organism in Eukaryota, Metazoa, Rotifera, Eurotatoria, Adinetida, Adinetidae.